Phacochoerus africanus (Common warthog) is the source of this 695-nucleotide messenger RNA. It is a transcript of the gene LYZL4, whose product is annotated as lysozyme like 4. Gene Ontology annotation, molecular function: lysozyme activity. The record is from RefSeq and is a predicted model, not a curated record. Gene Ontology annotation, cellular component: acrosomal vesicle; sperm flagellum. The transcript has 4 exons. Bases 73 to 510 code for a protein of 145 amino acids. Gene Ontology annotation, biological process: fusion of sperm to egg plasma membrane involved in single fertilization. Lineage: Eukaryota; Metazoa; Chordata; Mammalia; Artiodactyla; Suidae.
CCUGUGAUCUUGGUGGAAAUUAUCUGUGACCCUGUCCGAUCACCUGGCAGCCAUCACCCCGAGCGGGAGGAGAUGAAAGCAUCUGUGGUGCUCUCCCUCAUUGGGUACUUGGUGGUUCCAAGUGGUGCUGCUGUCUUGGGGCGCUGUGUCGUGGCCAAGAAGCUCCACGAAGGAGGCCUGAGUGACUAUGAGGGAUACAGCCUUGAAAACUGGGUGUGCCUGGCUUAUUUUGAGAGCAAGUUCAACCCCACGGCCGUCUAUGAUAACCUUCGUGGUGACUACACCGGCUAUGGCCUCUUUCAGAUCCGCAAUCAUGACUGGUGUGACCAUGGCAAGAACCGCUGCCAUGUGUCCUGCUCUGCUUUACUGAAUCCGAAUUUAAAGGAGACAAUUAAGUGUGCCAAGAAAAUUGUACAAGGAAAAAGAGGGAUGGGAGCAUGGCCUUCCUGGACCCUGAACUGCCAGAACUCUGACACUCUGGCGCGGUGGUUGGACGGGUGCAAGCUUUAGCUGCCUGGCAGCCCUCACCACACUCACCACUGGCAUCUUCUGAAUGAAGCUGCUUUCCUGUUCACUGCCUUCACUCAAUCCCGUUGAUUAGCUCACCGCUUGACAGCUCCUGAUGGAAAAGGGCAAAAGUUUGCUUCAUCCAGGGAUGCAGGAUGCAGAAUAAACCGCUAGUUAUUCAACCUGGA